Messenger RNA from Brassica oleracea var. oleracea, 750 nucleotides. RefSeq names its product probable protein phosphatase 2C 54. The record is from RefSeq and is a predicted model, not a curated record. The coding region runs from base 58 to 750 and encodes 230 amino acids. NCBI's taxonomy places the organism in Eukaryota, Viridiplantae, Streptophyta, Magnoliopsida, Brassicales, Brassicaceae. The transcript is spliced from 2 exons.
CUUUUGCCCACCUCAAAGAUGGGUUAGUCGUCGAACCCUUCAAGCAGAGUCGUCGUCAUGGAAAAGGAUAUUACUCUGCCCAUUCUAGCAGGAGAUUGCGUCUCUGGCGAUAGGAAGCGAGUAAGAAUGGCUGAUCCAGAAUCUACCGUCGGCGGAGAGGGCAGACCUGUUAAAUUACCCAAAAUCAAAGACAACGGAGAUGUAGUAGGGUCAACAUCGGAGGCAACCCAGGUCCCUGUCGAUUCAAUAAUGGCUGACGUGGCGACUAACGAUCUAGACGGAAAAACAAACGCCGGCCACGGGGUAGUCUCAGUCAUGGGACGGCAGAGAGCUAUGACGACCGCCGUUUCCACUGUCGUCGACGAGAUCCCUUCUUAUGAUAUUUUUGGAAUUUUCGAUGGUCUUAGGCUUGCUAAAUUAUUAGAGGAGAGGCUGUGUCGGCUCGUGAAGGAGGAGGUAACGGCAUGCCACGGCCGUGGAGUUGCCGCAGACUGGAGUGAAGUGACGAGAUCAUGUUUUUCGGAAGCGGUGGGGACUGUGAGGUCUACUGCAGCGAAAGCGGUGGUUACUAUUGUCGGAAGAGAGGAGGUAAUUGUGCUUUGCCGUGGCGGCGCUAGGGCGGUUCUUUACUCUCAAGGCGGAAUCUCUUUGCCUCUUUGCGACAUCCACCGUCACCAUGUAAUAGCUUUGCCGCUUUGCCUUUUGAUAAUAUUUUAUUUUUGCACCACCUUAAUUGUGGCUUGUAUUUAA